CUCUAACAACACUGAAAUUCAGAAAAUGGCAAAGCAAGCUUUGAGCAACAUCCAAAUAAGGACAAUAAGAAGCAGUUUAGAUAUCCUAAUGAUAGCCUGAAAGAAAAUGAUGGUGAGGAAGAAGAAGAGGAAGAAGAGGUUAAAUUGAUUAGCAGCAUAUUUGAUCGAGCUAAUGAUAGCCGACCAGAUAUUGGUGAUGAAGAUUUUCUACCUGAAUUUGAAGACCUUCUUUAUGGGGAAAUCGAAUAUCCGUUACCAACUGACAAAUUUGAUAGGGCAGAGAAAGAAAAAAAUAUAUGAAACUGAGAUGGCAAACAAUGCAAGUGAACUGGGAAGGUUGCGCAAUUUAGUAAAGGAACUGGAGGAGAGGGAAGUGAAGCUCGAGGGCGAAUUGCUUGAGUACUAUGGUUUAAAAGAGCAGGAAUCAGAUAUUGCUGAAUUACAAAAGCAGCUUAAGAUCAAGACAGUUGAAAUUGACAUGCUGAAUAUUACCAUAAACUCUUUGCAAACCGAGAGGAAGAAGCUUCAAGAAAAGAUUGCACAUGGAGCUUCUAUAAAGAAGGAUCUGGAGGUGGCUAGGAACAAAAUCAAGGAGCUACAAAGGCAAAUUCAACUUGAUGCUAACCAAACAAAAGCUCAGUUAUUGUUUCUCAAGAAACAAGUUUCUGGUCUUCAAGCAAGAAGCCAUCAAAAGUGAUGCUGAGAUUGAUAAGAAAUUGAAAGCUUUAAAGGAGUUAGAAAUUGAAGUUGUGGAGCUUAGGAGAAAGAAUAAAGAGCUUCAACAUGAAAAGAGGGAGUUAACUGUUAAACUGGAUGCUGCUGAAGCAAAAAUAACCUCCCUUUCCAACAUGACAGAGGUAAGUCCCACAGACAUCUCUUAUUUAUCAUAUUCUGAACUACAUUUACAUUCACACCAUCAAUAUGCAUCACUUUUAUAAAUAUUCCCACUACUUGGACGGAGAAAUACACCUUACC
Molecule: messenger RNA, 975 nt
Organism: Gossypium raimondii (Peruvian cotton)
Lineage: Eukaryota; Viridiplantae; Streptophyta; Magnoliopsida; Malvales; Malvaceae
Product: protein CHUP1, chloroplastic
Exons: 2
Coding region: 173-697 (174 amino acids)
Biological process (GO): chloroplast organization
Cellular component (GO): chloroplast outer membrane
Source: RefSeq, a predicted model, not a curated record